This is a messenger RNA of Aspergillus saccharolyticus JOP 1030-1, 1884 nucleotides long. RefSeq names its product putative amino acid transporter. Lineage: Eukaryota; Fungi; Ascomycota; Eurotiomycetes; Eurotiales; Aspergillaceae. The transcript has 6 exons. The record is from RefSeq and is a predicted model, not a curated record. The coding region runs from base 16 to 1668 and encodes 550 amino acids. Gene Ontology annotation, molecular function: amino acid transmembrane transporter activity. Gene Ontology annotation, cellular component: endoplasmic reticulum. Gene Ontology annotation, biological process: amino acid transmembrane transport.
GUUCAACAAUCAGCGAUGCCCAGGGAUGAAGGUGGAAAUCAUUUCCUGGCGGACAAAGGUAGCCCCAAGGGGCUGGAUUCCCAGCCCCUUCUUUCAUCCGUUGAGGACCACGAAACCACAAACCAUGCAGAUUCCGUCAGCGCGACCCGCAGCGGACUGCCGCAUCACUCUUCUAUAUCCCAGCCGGUCCCAGAAGGACAGCGACGCACCCCUCGGACCAUGAACCGCGUUCGUUUCGACCUGGAGGAGGAACCAGAAGAAGAGCGUCGCUCAGAACAUGACUCCCGCGAUUCAGACGAUAUAUCAUGGCUUGAAGAAGAGGACUACGGUCGCGGUGAGGGUAGGCGGCGCCAGAUGGUUCCUUUGUUGACGGAUAUCGAGGCACCAAGUGUCACGCUUGCGACUUCAGAUGAAUUCUUCCCGGAAGAGCAUCUUGAGAACGCUCGUCCAAGGAGUGGAAUGCGCAUGGCUUUCAUGAACAUGGCCAACAGCAUCAUAGGAGCCGGCAUAAUAGGACAACCUUAUGCGCUGCGCCAGGCAGGAUUAGUUAUGGGGCUAGUGCUGCUCGUUGGGCUUACGGUUGCGGUGGAUUGGACCAUCCGGCUUAUAGUUGUCAAUUCGAAGCUAAGCGGAGCAGACUCAUUCCAGGCAACAAUGCAGCAUUGCUUCGGCAAAAGCGGGCUCGUCGCAAUCUCGGUUGCUCAGUGGGCUUUUGCUUUCGGUGGUAUGAUUGCCUUCUGUAUCAUUGUCGGGGAUACUAUACCGCAUGUCCUAGGUGCCUUGUUUCCCUCGCUGCGAGACAUGUCCUUCCUGUGGCUCUUGACUGACAGACGAGCCAUCAUUGUGCUUCUUGUCCUGGGGAUCUCAUAUCCGCUGUCGCUGUACCGGGACAUUGCCAAGCUAGCAAAGGCAUCUGCGUUAGCCUUGAUCAGCAUGGUUGUGAUCGUCAUUGCCGUGAUCACCCAGGGCUUUAGAGUACCUUCCGAGUCGCGCGGCGACGUUAAAAGUCUACUGUUUGUCAAUUCGGGCUUCUUUCAAGCUGUCGGAGUAAUCUCAUUUGCAUUCGUUUGCCACCAUAAUAGCCUUCUCAUCUAUGGCUCACUCAAAAAGCCGACUCUGGAUCGUUUCGCGAAAGUGACACACUACUCGACAGCAGUCUCUCUUUUGACCUGCCUAGCCAUGGGUGUUUCCGGGUUCUUGUUCUUUGGCUCUCAGACUCAAGGCAAUGUGCUUAACAAUUUUCCGUCGGACAACUUCCUGAUCAAUAUAGCCCGGCUAUGCUUCGGGCUGAACAUGCUCACAACUCUCCCCCUAGAGGCAUUCGUCUGCCGAUCAGUUAUGACAACUUAUUACUUUCCUGAUGAACCCUUCAAUAUGAACCGGCACUUGAUCUUUACCUCGGCGCUGGUUGUCGCUGCGGUUGGCAUGGCUUUGAUUACCUGCGACCUGGGCGCAGUCUUCGAGCUAAUCGGCGCAACGAGCGCAGCAGCACUGGCCUAUAUUUUCCCUCCGUUGUGCUACAUCAAGCUCAGCAAUGCCUCCCGCACAGCAAAGAUUCCCGCGUAUCUAUGCAUUGUCUUCGGAGUUGUUGUGAUGGCAGUAAGUCUGCUGCAAGCGGUCGCAAAGAUGAUAAGCAAUGAAGGCGGUGCAGGCACCUGUAGUGCUUAGACGGAGUAUUACCCAGGGACUUAGAUCCUGCAGCCUUUAACCUUUUCUUCAAUCCAUGUCUUAUAAGUGAUAGACUUUAGCCAAUUCUCUGGUUCACAAUAAUGUACAUAAAGGAUGGUGUAUGACCGAGUAGAGUCUCUCUGCCCAUGAGCACUAGGAGAUAGCCCGAGGGGGAUAAAAAAAUAGUUGCUUUGUUUCAAGUAUACGAAGAUAUCG